AUGGGCGCUUCCGCCUUCACCGCCGCCUUCGGUGCCGUCUCCGGGAUCGGCAUCGCCGCCUUCGCCAACGGUCUCAGAAAAGUUCCCGCCUUUGCCCAGCCGUGGAAGCACGUCGCGGCGGCGGGCGUGGGUGCAGCUGCGUUGGUGUGGAGCGCGGAUGUCGAGGAUACGCUGCGUGCGGACGUGGAGGGACUUCGAGCUGAGCGCCGCGAGCGCAACGCCGAGUACAUGGCGGACGUGCGAUCGAAGCGAUGA
Ostreococcus tauri is the source of this 255-nucleotide messenger RNA. Its product is annotated as unnamed product. The transcript has 2 exons. The record is from RefSeq and is a predicted model, not a curated record. NCBI's taxonomy places the organism in Eukaryota, Viridiplantae, Chlorophyta, Mamiellophyceae, Mamiellales, Bathycoccaceae. The coding region runs from base 1 to 255 and encodes 84 amino acids.